Messenger RNA from Melanotaenia boesemani (Boeseman's rainbowfish), 718 nucleotides. Its product is annotated as homeobox protein Hox-A7-like. The transcript is spliced from 2 exons. NCBI's taxonomy places the organism in Eukaryota, Metazoa, Chordata, Actinopteri, Atheriniformes, Melanotaeniidae. Bases 42 to 704 code for a protein of 220 amino acids. Gene Ontology annotation, molecular function: DNA-binding transcription factor activity, RNA polymerase II-specific; RNA polymerase II cis-regulatory region sequence-specific DNA binding. The record is from RefSeq and is a predicted model, not a curated record. Gene Ontology annotation, cellular component: nucleus. Gene Ontology annotation, biological process: regulation of transcription by RNA polymerase II; anterior/posterior pattern specification.
GACAGUGAGGAUUCUGGGCCAACAAAUCAGAGAGAAAAAAUAUGAGUUCUUAUUAUGUGGAUGGUCUUCUUUGCAAAUCAACGGCGGGUUAUUCUCUGUUCCCGAGUGUGGAACGAGCUUCUUGCAGUAUUGGACCCGGUGGAGACGACCAGGACUCAGCUCGGACUGCUGCUGCUGCUAUCGCGUUUUUACCAUCUCUCUCUGGGGUUUGCAGCGUCAAUAAUCCAAUCUACCAGAGCCAUUCCUUGUUCACCUCAGGCUAUGGCCAGGGACAGGACGCACACACUCUGCACUGUAGCCCGUUUGAUCAGAGCCGACUGUUCAGCGACAGCUGCUGUCAUCCGGGGCCGGGACCCCUCACCCCGCCGCCGGACAAACAACACCGGAUGUAUCCUUGGAUGCUUGCAUCAGAUCCAAAUCGGAAGCGGGGACGGCAGACCUACUCCCGGUACCAGACCCUGGAGCUGGAAAAGGAGUUUCACUUCAACCGGUACCUGACCCGCAGGCGGAGGAUCGAGAUAGCCCAUGCCCUCUGCCUCACAGAGAGACAAAUCAAAAUCUGGUUUCAAAACCGCAGAAUGAAGUGGAAGAAGGACCACAAGGACGAAGUGAACAACGAAGAGAAGCCCGGCGUUAUCCAAGCCGUGUCCGAAGCUGAGAACUCCAAGAGCGCCGGCUCGAAGGCAGAAAAGGCUGCAAAAUAGAAAUGGACAUAGAA